Messenger RNA from Abrus precatorius (Indian licorice), 1605 nucleotides. RefSeq lists its product as uncharacterized. NCBI's taxonomy places the organism in Eukaryota, Viridiplantae, Streptophyta, Magnoliopsida, Fabales, Fabaceae. The record is from RefSeq and is a predicted model, not a curated record. The transcript has 12 exons. Gene Ontology annotation, biological process: protein phosphorylation. Gene Ontology annotation, molecular function: ATP binding; protein kinase activity. Gene Ontology annotation, cellular component: chloroplast. The coding region runs from base 97 to 1353 and encodes 418 amino acids.
AUAUAAUUUUAUAUGAAACCCGAAAACUUUUCUCUUAUCCGUCGUUGAUGAACUUGGCGCGAUAUUCCCUUCACAAGCACCUCAGAAAAGAAAGGCAUGGUUGUGCUUGUACCUCUUCCCCCAUCUCCUGAUUCCCUCUCUUUCUACCAUUCUCUUCACACUCACACAGCCCUUUUGCCCCUCUCCAAAUCCACGAGGUCCACUCUCUACUUUCACUCUCGGAUUGUUCAAGCUAAAGCCCCUUUCUUCGCCGACUCGGAUUGGUUCCAAGUGGGUCGACCCAUUGGCACCUAUGGCUUCAUCAACGUCACCAGUUACUCGGCCUUUCUGUCGGGGCCAGCCACUGAUUAUUCACUUGAAGACUUGGGAGGACUGAAAACUCAAGAUGUUGGAGAAGGCAAUGUAAAGAUAAGGCUUUAUGAAGGGAGAGUUUCUCGGGGUCCACUCACAGGAACUCCUGUUACUUUUAAGGUUUAUCCUGGAAAACGAGCUGGUGGAGAUGUAGCUGAUGCACUAGCUGCAAAUGAGUUGAAUACACACUUGUUUCUUCAGGGCAGUUCUAAAGGUAUUGGUCAGCAUGUUGUGUUACUUGUAGGUGGGUUUGAGACAACGACCGGUGAGCAGUGGCUUGCAUUUCGUGAUCAUGGGAAAUAUAGUGCGGCAGACUAUGCAAAAAUAGCAAGUGAGAGGGUAUCAAGAGAUCGAGCUUUGGGAGAACUGCCAUCUUGGAAUCGCUUUGAACAAGGACAAACAAUCAAAAGAAGACAAUAUUUUAUUAUAAAGCUGCUUCAAGGUGUCAUGAGAGGUCUAGUUUACUUGCAUGAACACGACAGAUUGCACCAGAGUCUAGGACCAUUUUCUGUGGUUCUCAACACAAUUUCAGAAAGAGAAGCUCCUUAUUUGAUUCCAAGACUUCGGGAUCUAGCCUUUUCUGUUAAUGUCAGGUACACAGAACUAGAGGAUUCAGGACAACUUGCAGAUGGGCUUUGGAGACGAGCGACAGGUGCUGGCGCAUUCACACAUAUGGAGAAAAGAGCUUUUGGAAUAGCUGAUGACAUAUACGAAGCAGGUCUUCUUUUUGCAUACUUGGCUUUUGUUCCAUUCUGUGAAGCUGCUGUAAUGGAUGGGCUUUCUUUGCAAAGGCUUUUGGAGAACACUUUCCAACUUGAUCUUGAAGCAGUACGAGAGUAUUGUAUAGCAGAUGACAAAUUAAUAAGUGCUGUUGAGUUCCUGGAUCUAGGCGGUGGUGCUGGUUGGGAGUUACUUCAGGCAAUGCUUAAUGCUGACUUUCGAAAGAGACCAGCUGCAGAGGCUGUUCUCAAGCAUCGGUUUAUGACUGGGGCAGUCCUUUGAAUUUCAAGAUCAAAGAACCUGUUGGGGUAUUUGGCUCUAUAAAUAUUAAAUAGUUCUUUAAUGUAAAUAUUUGAGACUUUUUUAUUAUCAUAUAAUAUUGACUUUUCUCAUUGAGACUGAGAAUUGAUAUUUGAGUGGGAGGAGCACUCUAUCCUAGUGAAGUGUACAUACAUACUAAGCUAUAUGGUUGUAUUGUCGUACAUUAAAUUUGCUAUUCAAAGUCUGAUUAACUUAAGAAAUGAACUAAUUUGC